Pyrus x bretschneideri (Chinese white pear) is the source of this 2927-nucleotide messenger RNA. Its product is annotated as G-type lectin S-receptor-like serine/threonine-protein kinase At4g27290. The record is from RefSeq and is a predicted model, not a curated record. The transcript is spliced from 7 exons. Bases 204 to 2693 code for a protein of 829 amino acids. Gene Ontology annotation, molecular function: protein serine/threonine kinase activity; ATP binding. Gene Ontology annotation, biological process: protein phosphorylation; recognition of pollen. Lineage: Eukaryota; Viridiplantae; Streptophyta; Magnoliopsida; Rosales; Rosaceae.
UAUUGAAGUCAAAAAUGACAAAAAAAUGCGAAAUCAUACAUGUAAGAAGGGAGUAGAAGGACAAUUGAGGUCUUUGAUUUUCACUGCUUUCCCACGAAUUUAGUGAAAAUUCCAUUGAAAGCUUCAACUAAGAUGUGCUUGCUUCUUUUCUACUCUACUUUGCUGCUCAUUGUUGCAGCAGUAGAGGGACAAUUUGUAUUUCCAUGAAUUUAAUGAAAAAUCCAUUGAAAGCUUCAACUAAGAUGUGCUUGCUCCUCUUCAACUCUUCUUUGCUGCUCAUCUUCGCAGUACUAUUCUCCAUAGCUGAUGACGCCACGAGUACAUUUCAGUCCAUUAGAGACGGUGAGACUGUAGUUUCAACUGGCGCAACGUUUGAGCUAGGAUUUUGCAGUCCUGAUGCUUCUAAUAAACGGUACGUGGGGAUAUGGUACAAGAAGAUUUCUGUUAAAACCAUUGUAUGGGUUGCCAACAGAGAAACACCCCUCACUGAUUUGUCUGGCGUCCUGAAGGUCACCAACCCCGGAAUUCUUGUCCUCAACCACAACAUGAGCACAAUUUGGUCCUCAAACACAUCGAGAACUGCACAUAAUCCAGUGGCACGUCUUUUGGAUUCGGGUAAUCUUGUCGUGAUAGAUAGGAGUGAUGAUGACCCUGAGAACUUUUUGUGGCAAAGUUUUGAUUACCCUGGCAAUACAAUCUUACCAGGUGCGAAGCUUGGUAGGAACACAGUUACAGGCUUCAAUUGGUAUCUUAGAUCAUGGAAAAGUCCUCAGGAUCCUUCUCAAGGUAAUUAUACAUAUCAAUUUGGUCCCAAAGGAUAUGCAGAAAUGUUUCUGAGGGAAGGUUCGGUCAUAAAAUUUCGGAGUGGACCAUGGAAUGGAAUCCGGUUCAGUGGAAUGCCUCAGUUAAAUCCAAACUCUCUAUACACAUACGGUCUUGUUUUUGAGCCUGAUGAAAUGUACUACAGUUACGAGCCUCGCAACAGCUCAAUCCUUUCGAACUUGGUGUUAACUUCAGAUGGACUUGCGCAGCGCUAUACAUGGAUUGAUAGAACCAAAGAUUGGUUUGUUUACCUAACAGUCCAGAUUGAUGACUGUGACAACUAUGCAUUAUGUGGUGUAUAUGGCUCAUGUAACAUUGAAAAGUCCCCGGUAUGUAGCUGUUUGAAAGGAUUUACACCAAAGUUUCCAAAAGAAUGGGAUGUGGUGGAUUGGUCAAAUGGCUGUGUGAGAAAGACUUCUCUAAAUUGCACCGGAGAUGCGUUCCAAAAGUACUCGGGGUUGAAAUUGCCUAGCACAGAACUAUCCUGGCUUAACAGAAGUAUGAACCUCAAAGAAUGUGAGAUGGUGUGCAUGAAGAACUGCUCCUGCACGGCAUAUACAAAUUUGGAUAUCCGAGAUGGAGGAAGCGGGUGCUUGCUGUGGUACGGCGAUCUAAUUGAUAUAAGAUACUUUGCUGAAAAAGGGCAAGAUAUUUAUAUAAGAAUGGCCUCAUCGGAACUAGAUGAUGAAAACAAUACAAAGAUCAACGCUAAAUACUCUGAUUCCAAUGCGAAGAAAAUGAGAAUCAUAAUAAGCACUACUGUGUUGUCUACCGGACUGCUGAUCAUGGGCCUGGUCCUGCUGUUUUAUGUUUGGAAGAAGCAGCACCAGAAAGGUGGAAAACUAGGACGCAGCCAAAAGGAGGAUUUGGAAUUACCGUUAUUUGAUUUGAUGACUGUAGUUUCUGCAACCGGUAACUUUUCAAUUGAAAACAAACUUGGUGAAGGCGGUUUCGGAUCUGUCUUUAAGGGUACAAUGAAAGAUGGACAAGAAAUCGCAGUGAAAAGGCUUUCAAAAAGUUCUCACCAAGGACUUGACGAGUUCAAGAAUGAAGUUACACAUAUUGCCAAACUUCAGCAUAGGAAUCUAGUGAAGCUUCUUGGAUACUGCAUUCAAGAAGACGAGAUGAUGCUGAUCUACGAGUUCAUGCCUAACAAGAGCUUAGACUUCUUUAUUUUUGAUCAAAGAAGAAGGAUGUUAUUAGACUGGCCAAAGCGCUUUGAAAUUAUUAAUGGGAUAGCUCGAGGGAUCCUCUAUCUUCAUCAAGAUUCUAGACUGAGAGUUAUCCAUAGAGAUCUCAAAGCAAGUAACAUUUUGUUAGGCAGUGAAUUUAACCCGAAAAUCUCAGACUUUGGCCUGGCUAGAAGCUUUGGAGGAAAUGAAACGAAGGCAAAAACAAAGAAAGUGGUCGGAACAUACGGUUAUAUGUCCCCAGAAUAUGCAAUUGAUGGUUUCUACUCUAUAAAGUCCGACGUUUAUAGCUUUGGUGUUUUGGUACUAGAGAUAGUGAGUGGGAGCAGAAAUAGAGGAUUCUCUCAUCCAGACCACAAACUCAACCUUCUUGGACAUGCAUGGAUGCUACACACAGAAGGCAGGCCUCUCGAACUACUUGAUACAUUGGUAGAGGACUCCAUCACUUUGCAUGAAGUUGUACGAACGAUUCAUGUGGGUCUUUUGUGCGUGCAGCGGAAUCCAGAAGACAGGCCGAGCAUGUCAGCUGCAGUUCUAAUGUUGGGUGGUGAAGGUGCAUUGCCCCCACCUCUAAAACCUGGUUUCUAUAGUGAAAGGGAUUUGACUGAACUCGAAGCCAGUCAUUCUUCUAAAGCAUGCUCAGCUAAUGAAGUCACUAUAUCACUACUUGAGGCUCGAUAAAAUAUUGGAAAUGAUUUUCGCAUACAUCUGUCUUUAUUUUGUCUCUUGAUUUUCCUUUAACUUCUUCAAUUGGAAGACAAUGUUAUAUAAGUCAUUGUCACAUAGCGACACUCUUUAGGCCGAUUCACAAAAAUUUGUGAAUAUGAUCAGAAUUGUCAUAUUAUAAAUUGAUUUGUAAAGAUAAUAUUUCAACCAAAAAAAGAAAAAACAAUCAAUAAAAUAUGAUAUUGUUUA